Messenger RNA from Papaver somniferum (opium poppy), 1366 nucleotides. RefSeq lists its product as uncharacterized. Bases 154 to 1338 code for a protein of 394 amino acids. NCBI's taxonomy places the organism in Eukaryota, Viridiplantae, Streptophyta, Magnoliopsida, Ranunculales, Papaveraceae. The transcript is spliced from 2 exons. The record is from RefSeq and is a predicted model, not a curated record.
AAAAAUCAAGUGGUGGGUAACAAGUAACAACAACCAGAUGGGUUCGCACAAUUCCAACUGGUUGAUUAAAAUUCAUCUCUCUCCUUCUCUCUCUCUCAUAAUGAUUUUAUGCCGGAUCUUUAGCUCUUAUUCCUGUUUCUUUAUUUUCUCUCCAUGAAUCACAUUAAAACGAAGGCAAUCAUUGAUAAUAUUGGCAUCUCAACAAUCACUAACAACUCAGGCGACACAAGUAUCAUAAAUAUCACCACCAUCACUAAUCAUACUCCCAUCUCAAUAUCUGCUGAAGGUUUCAGCAACAAUAUGAGCAAUUACAUUACCAAUUACAUCAACACCACUACGAACAAUCCCACCCUCAGUAUGACUCUUUCAGACUCAAUCUAUUCUACAUCUGAUAGAAAUUUCGAACCAGAUAUACAAUCUACUCAUUUCAAGCUAAACUUCCAAUUAGCUUCCUCUGGAAAUUGCUAUCAAGCUGCUACUUUCUACUCAACACCAUUUCAACUCAAUAAUUUUGAUUGUAUGUUAAUCCUUUUACAAGAGAUUGAUAACUAUUCUAUUCCACCUAAGAAAAACAAUCCUCAGACAUCUCAAGAUUGCAACCUUAACAUUAAUAUCAGUAUUCACAAUUAUCAGAAGGAAAUCAUUCAAAACAUAAACAUUUUGGCUUUCAAUAAACAUUCACCCAAAUUUCAACUUAAAGCAAGGAAUAGAAAUUGUUCACCUAAAGUUAUCACCAAACAAAGAAAUAUUGAAUCCAAAGUGAGAAAUACCCACAAAAUAAACAAACACCACCACAAAUCUAAACAUAGAACCUAUUGUUUCUUAGAGAGCAGAAGUAAAAUGACAAGAACCAAAUUUUCCUUACUGGUGGAAGAGGCGGGUCUUGCUCCGAGUUCCCUGGCUGACUCUCCGGGUUCGGCUUCGAGUCAUCGGAACUCUAGAUACACCAGAUUUUCUCACAGGUACUGGAGUUUGAUUCUCAUUACCGAGGCCCACAGCAUUAGCAUCAACUUCAUUGGGAGUACCACUAGAAGUCUUCAACGAAGGUGCAGAAUCUUCCAUCUCAUGCUCUUAUUCUGGAUCGACGGAAGGAUGCGUAGCCGGCUCAGCAGUUGGAACGGUGGAGGCACUAGUCCUUGGAUUCUCAAACCAACCAAAUAUUGCUCGACCAAUUCUCCCCGUGGCAGGACACAAAGAGUCCAUCACCCGAAAGCGCAUUGGCUCAUCAUGAUGCAAAGGCUGGCCAGCCAGUUGACGAAUCAUCAUCCUCUCAUGUGCAUCAAGAGUGAUGGACUAAUACCCAACCCGACUUAUACCAGAUACCAAAAACCGAUCUGAUACAACAACUACACACUCAUGAACCUCA